This is a messenger RNA of Paralichthys olivaceus (Japanese flounder), 2392 nucleotides long. It is a transcript of the gene vamp8, whose product is annotated as vesicle-associated membrane protein 8 (endobrevin). The record is from RefSeq and is a predicted model, not a curated record. Gene Ontology annotation, molecular function: syntaxin binding; SNAP receptor activity. Lineage: Eukaryota; Metazoa; Chordata; Actinopteri; Pleuronectiformes; Paralichthyidae. Gene Ontology annotation, biological process: SNARE complex assembly; mucus secretion; vesicle-mediated transport. Gene Ontology annotation, cellular component: mucin granule; SNARE complex; plasma membrane.
GCUGAGGCGGUGCUAUAGUUGACUUGACAGUUGAAGCGACGGAAUUCUGUCUGAAGGAAUAAGGAACAACCAGGAAGUGAGACACAGCAGGAAACAAAUUGACUGGGAGGACAUUCAAACUUUCUCGUCCUCAAAAGACUUUUAAACCCAAGAUUUUAAUCUUCAGCGUCCGCUGGAAAGUGAGUGGACCUGUGCUCAGAGGACUUCGUCUGCAACAACAUGGACAUUGAUGCGGAGCGGGUAGGAGUGGAGGUAGAACCAGAGCCUCAGGACAAGGUGCAGACAUUGAAGGAUCAGGUCGAUGGGGUGAAAAACAUCAUGACGCAGAACGUGGACCGGAUCCUGGCCCGAGGAGAGAGACUGGACGACCUCAUGGGAAAGUCAGAGGACCUGCAGGCAGGGGCUCAGCACUUCAAACAGACCUCUCAUAAAGUGGCUCGCUCCUACUGGUGGAAGAACGUCAAGAUGGUCGUGGUCAUCGUGGUGGUCGUCCUCAUCAUCGUCCUCAUCAUCAUCCUGCUGGCCACUGGAGUCAUCCCCAUUGGUACUCCAGUGCCUCCUGUGGUCAAUCCCACCGAAAAGCCAAAAUAAAUACAUGUUCAUGCCUAAACAAUGAAUCUAAAUCCUAAACGACAACAUCCCUACUGUACAGUAUACAAAGAGAUAUAUAGAUAUCACUGUUGUCUGGUGAAACCUUUACUUCUUCUUAGUUUGUUUCUACUGGUAACUUUCAUGAUAAUAUUGGAUUUCAAGGACUUCAUUGGUUUAAGGCACUUUAAUGACACAAACAAAUGUCCAACCCAAUACCAGCCAUUGAACUUGUGUGAAAUCUCUAUAAGGUCUGGGGGCGUUCACUUGACACCAGAAAAAAAAAACACUUGUCACUGUUCUUAAAAGACGUUUCAUAGCGUCGCUGUCACUGUCUCACCACCAGCAGUUAUUUCCUCCUGGCAAAGAAGAAGUCACUUUAAUAUGUGUGGAUGGAAAUAACCAAUCAUUCUGUUUGUCACCUAAAUGCACUACAUAGGACAGUUAGUUAGUUGUAUAGUUCAAAAGAGGAGAAAUGCAGUGUAUAGACGACAUUUUUAAAAUUGGAGGAAUCUGUAACAAUUUUAGGUCAUGACUUAUUUAAUGGAAUGUUGGAUAUUUAUGUAAGUACAUUCCUUUAAAAUGCUUCCAGCUUCUUUGUAUUCAGGCCUAUAGAGAAUUAUUUAAUGUAAAGCCUGCUUUGGUUCUUGAGCUACUUAACUGGUGUUUGCGAUGUUUCUGCUCUGUCGAUAGUUUUGCAGUCAAAGUUACGAAACUGUCUUCAUGCACAAAAGCGACAGCUAUAGUGGGUUAAACUUCACAUAAGGGUGUCCGUUAAGGUUCUAAAUACCAGCAGUGACUACGACACAGAGUCUGUAGAGUCUGUAUCAAAGUGAAGAGAAGACCUACAGGUGAAAAGCAGCACUCCAUUAGCAUUUAUGUUUGAGUGGUCCUUUAGAAGGGAUUUAUCCACGUAGGCUGUGCAGAAUCAUCAGUCUUUUCAAACUGAUCGUUCUUUCCUUCACUGUGUCUUAACUCUAGAAAUAUAGUACUUGAACUGAGGCAUUAGUUAGUUGAAAAGAAAAAAAACGAAAACAUCUGUUGUGUUGUCAGUGGAUCAGGCUCCUCCAGCCAGCCAGCCUUUCAGCUAGACAAUUUACAGCACCUCCAUGGCGCCCCCUGUUGGGUCCAUGACAAUUAAACAGGCCCUCAGUCAAAGCAUCUUAAAAUUAGAAAAUUAUAUUUCAACACCUUCUGUGCAUUUUUCAGAAAACAAGUUAGGCACAUCUGUUUCUCACCGCUCAUCCUGCUCUGCUGUUACAGAAACAGUUUACUUUCAAAGAAGUCCAAGUGAUGCCCAUUAUGAGCUGUAUAUAGUCAUAAAUAUCUUUGUAUAUGAAAGUAUCUGUUCCUUAGAGGCUAUUUAUUAAAAGCAUUGUCACUCAUGUUCAUUUUUUUUAAAUCAAAAUGGAAGCUGUAUGUGAUUAUUGGAUUAACAAUUACUCCAGAUUGAUUAAUUAUAAAAGUAGCACAGUUCAGUUUCUCUGCUGUUGGAUCAUUUUCUAGAUGUAGUUAUGAAAAGGAGGCUCUCUUGGAACAAAUUUCUCAAUGUGUGCCUUUUCUUUCUUUGCCUUUUUUAACAGUGCCUCCAAGGUGCAGUAACCUACAUCUCAUUACCUUUUUAGCUCAUACUGCUCUGAUCAAUGCAUUGUCAUGUGUCUGUUCAUUCAAGCUUCACUUGCAGCAGGUCUUUUACUGUGGAAGGUUUUUUUACAAUGUCAUUAAAUGAGGGUCUUAUACUGGGGGCCCAUGGCAUUACAUGAUUUUAAUGGUCUGAAAUUAAAUAAAUGAUAUUUUCUCUGGC